AUGGCAGGCAAGUUCCGCGGUGAUGUCGGAAAGCUUUCAAAGACGAAAAAAAGCAAAGCCGCCAAACGAGCCAAGGGCAAGAAGGUCGUCUCUCUCGUCAAGCGCAGCCCCAAGUUAGCACAGGACACUCUGCAGAGUCGAAUUGCUGAGCUCACCAGUCGCGGCAGUGCCGCACGCGCUAGCAUUAGUGGCUCAAAAACAAGCAAGGCAGCGAUCCCUCUCUCUGCAGCGAAGGUCCAGGUCGGCAAAGCUGCACUAGAGGUAGUAGGGAAGCGAAAGCGUGAGCGUGUGGUGCCAGAGAAGGAUGCGCCGGUGCAACGAAGCACGGCAGAGGCAGUCGGUCUGAAGAUCUUGCACCAGGCCGUCAAGAGUCAGAGCCACGGUCGGUUGUUGCCUCAUCAGAAUCGCCACGACUACGAGUAUCGCCUCCGCUCUGUUGCCACCAUGGGUGUGGUGCAGCUGUUCAACUCACUCGCGCAGUCCCGCAAGGCGAGCACCGCUCUAGAGGCCGAGGAGAUGAGGUUGACGUCUGACAAGGUGAUGGAGAAGAAACAAGUGGUGUCGAAGGAGGUUUUCUUGGCGGCGUUACGCCAACCGCAGCAGUACUGA
Messenger RNA from Leishmania braziliensis MHOM/BR/75/M2904, 609 nucleotides. RefSeq lists its product as hypothetical. NCBI's taxonomy places the organism in Eukaryota, Euglenozoa, Kinetoplastea, Trypanosomatida, Trypanosomatidae. The record is from RefSeq and is a predicted model, not a curated record. Gene Ontology annotation, biological process: rRNA processing. The coding region runs from base 1 to 609 and encodes 202 amino acids. The transcript has a single exon.